AUGGUCGACAGCCCUGCCCCGCCCACUCCCGGCGGCGGCUACGACGACACGGCCUCGCGCUCCGGCACCAAGCGCGAUGCCACGGAUGCGCCCACCCCCGGCGGCGACGACUCCGCCGGGGGAGGAGCCCGCAAGAAGAAGAAGACGGGCCCGGGCAGUCGCGGCGUUGCGAACUUGACCCCCGAGCAGCUGGCCAAGAAGCGGGCUAACGACCGCGAGGCCCAGCGCGCCAUCCGCGAACGCACUAAGAACCAAAUCGAGGCUCUUGAGCGCCGCAUCCACGAGCUCACGAGCCAGCAGCCCUACCAGGAACUGCAGGCCAUCCUUCGUGCCAAGGAGGCCGUCGAGCAGGAAAAUGCCGAUAUCAAACGCCGCCUCGCUGGCAUUGUCGCCAUGCUCCAGCCCCUCAUUGGACAAGCCGCCAUUGAGCAAGCAUACAUCUCGCCAGGCCAGACAUAUGCUCCUCCCGUACAUAAUAAUCAAGGCCCCCUAGGCGUCCACGGCAACCAUAACAACGGUGCCGUCUCAACGCCCGGCAGCGUCCCCUCGCCUCCAGGCCAUGACCCUUCCUCUCAUCUACACCAGCAGCAGCACUGGCAACCACAGCACCCUGGUGCCGGAAACGGUGUAGGUCCCGAUGCUCAAGUAAAUACACAGUUGGUCCAGCAAAGGAACGACCUGCGUCAUGGACUAGAUCUCGGACCGGAACGUCUGGGCCUGGACUUUUUGCUUGACCCCACGCAGCGUGUCAACCGGAUCCAGAACGGACUCAACAGUGCCCAAGAUACGCCGUCGUUUCACCACAUGCCAAUGAAGCAUGACUGGACGGGCGUCUCAUCCGAACGCGCCUUGCAUAAUCGGUCCGCUAGCUGGGAAUCUCAGGGGAGGCCCUUUCAGCAAGGAUCUGAGCAGCUCCAACCUCAACAACAUCAAAAUCACCACCAACAACACCAAUACGCUCAGAACCAACAGAAUACUCUUCCUACCGGCCCCGAAAGCGUGUGCUCCGGCCCGAGCCCGGGGCCAAGUGUCUGUACUCCCGGCGGCCCCAUCUCUACUCCCGGCCCCAUGCCGCCCCGGCCUGACCUUGGCAUGACCGACUAUUCGGCCCCGAUCAAGAACUGCGCGCCAACGUGCCCGCUUGAUUCCCUCCUCCUCGACUUCCUUAGUGAACGCCGCCAGCGUGCUGCCGAUGGUCUGUCCGUCCAUGAAGUCGUUGGGCCACGCUAUCCCUCGGUGUCCUCCCUCCUCAACCCUGCUCAGAGCGUCUUCAGUCACCCGCUCUCCAAGGUCUUCACCGACAUCCUCUCCACAUUUCCAGAUAUAUCAAACCUACCCGAGCGGGUUGCCGUCCUCUAUAUCAUGUUUCUCAUCAUGCGCUGGCAAAUAUCGCCAACCCAAGACAACUAUGAGCGCCUGCCCGAGUGGGUCGCACCAUCUCCCGCACAGCUCAACACGCCUCAUCCAGCUUGGGUUGAUCAUGUACCGUUCCCUCGCAUGCGUGAGCGUAUCGUCCGCGAGUAUAAUCCGGCGGUCUACCCGUUCGAUAACUUCUUCAUUCCUUUCACAACUACUCUAACUCUGUCGUGGCCAUACGAAGACACCGACACGCUGCUGCAGAAUCCAGACGGCGACGAGCUCAUGAUCAAUCCAGUCUUUGAGCGUCACCUACGCAACCUCGACAACUGGAAGCUCGGAAAUGCCUUCGCCAAGGCCUUUCCCACACUGCUCGAUACCUUUAACCUGGACUCUCGGCCCCCAGCGUCAGCGCCAGGGUCGGUGGGUAGCCGGUAACAUGGGUUCUAAUUUUGUAUUUCCUUUGCGGCCAUUCAUAAACAGGGCUGUUCAUGAAUCUUGCAUUUCCAAGGCUUUUGGACAAAAUCAACGAGGGGGUGUAUGGGAUCAUACGGCGUCAUAUGGAUAGUACGGGCGUUAAAGGAGGGAUAGCCGGCCCGCUUCACCAAUUUGUCUUUUUAACAAUUAACAACGGGCUCAUCGGGUGGGAGGUUUGCAUCUUUAGCAGGGAGGUUCACCUGAUACCAGCGAUCAUUCAUAGAUAAAUGCCAUUUUGGGCAUAGAUACUCUAUACUUUAUGCUGUGUCAUCCUACUCGUUGCUUCAUAGUGAGCCACAGGUAACCAUUUC
Ilyonectria robusta is the source of this 2144-nucleotide messenger RNA. RefSeq lists its product as uncharacterized. Bases 1 to 1794 code for a protein of 597 amino acids. The transcript has 3 exons. Lineage: Eukaryota; Fungi; Ascomycota; Sordariomycetes; Hypocreales; Nectriaceae. The record is from RefSeq and is a predicted model, not a curated record.